This is a messenger RNA of Pseudoliparis swirei, 1568 nucleotides long. It is a transcript of the gene endou, whose product is annotated as endonuclease, polyU-specific. Gene Ontology annotation, molecular function: RNA endonuclease activity; scavenger receptor activity; polysaccharide binding. The record is from RefSeq and is a predicted model, not a curated record. The transcript has 9 exons. Gene Ontology annotation, biological process: immune response. The coding region runs from base 351 to 1520 and encodes 389 amino acids. NCBI's taxonomy places the organism in Eukaryota, Metazoa, Chordata, Actinopteri, Perciformes, Liparidae.
UAUAUUGAUACAUUGAAAGUGCCACCUCUGUGCCAAGCAGGUGUGUAGUUUCACAGAGCUGAGAUACAGAUGACACACUGUUGAUUUACACUCCUGUUCUACAACAUAUCAAUCACAAAUUAUUUACAAAUGUUCAUUGUCAUUAAAAACAGUAUAAUUAUUUUAGAGUUAAAAUAUCUGAUAACCAAUUGUAUCCACUAAACACGGUCCCGGAGAAGUGAUUGACCUCCUGACUUAUGGGCUGGUUUAGUGUAAGCGUAGCGCUUGGCUUGGUCACGUAACACUUCCUUUAUAAGGAGGAUCAUGAUAACAGUCAGUUCAAAUUGUUUUCAGGUUGCAGCUGAGCCAAAAUGAAGGUCUUUGCUGUACUGGCACUUUGGACAACCCUGCUCCACCAGGGAUACAGCAACACUCUGGACUCAUGUCAGGGUCGGUGUGGUUAUGGAACAGACAAUAGUUUGUCCUGUCAGUGUAACUCGUCCUGUGAACGCUUCAAAGACUGUUGUUCUGACUACAAUCAAAUAUGUAAAGCUGGAGCCACAUCUUGUAAAGGCAGAUGUGACGAGAAAUACAACAAUCAGAACAAGUGCCACUGCAACUCCAAGUGUGCCCAGCACAACAACUGCUGCAGCGACUUCGCAGACCUUUGUGACAGUGAGGGCGGUGGAGGUGGAGGUGGUCUGAUCACUGAUGCUGAGAUCAAGGCUCUCUCUGAGAUGCUCUAUGCUUUGGAUUCAAACAAGGCCUCAGCCUCAGAGUUGAUCAUUGACUCUCAGGCUCUGGUGGGCGGCUCUCAGACGAGCUCCCAGGACGAUCUGUCCUCUAGACCCCUGUUCCGAUACCUGAAUGAGGAGGCUCUGUUCUCCAGACCCACCUACGCUGCUCUACUUGCUGUGCUGGACAACUACGACAGGAUGACUGGACAGACAGAGGACUUCAGUCCUCAGCAGCUGGCUGAGCAGGAAGCCUUCGUCAGGGAGACCAUGUCCAACACUGAGCUGGGCAGGAAGCUGUUUGCUUUCCUCUACACCAAGGGCAUCUAUGUGUCAGAGGAAGAGUUCAUUCAAGAUCUGAAGAUGAUGUGGUUUGGUCUGUACUCACGCAACAACAACAAGAUGGACUCCAGCGGCUUUGAACACAUCUUUGCAGGAGAGAUCAAGGGAGGAAAGGUGUCUGGUUUCCACAACUGGAUCCAGUUUUAUCUUCUCGAAAAAAGAGGAAAUCUGAACUACUACAGCCACAGCUUCAAUGGGCCCUGGACUUCCUACCCUGAUGUCAUGGGGAUGCAGUUUAUGUGGGAGGGCUACUUCAAGCAGGUCGGUUCUGCAGUCAUUGGCUGCAGCCCUGAAUUUGACUUUGCCUUAUACAGUCUUUGUUACAUCACUCGCCCGGGAAAACAGUGUCGUGUGAGCCUGGGGGGAAAGGAGCUCAUCUUCCAAACUUACACCUGGGAUAAUUCUUCCUAUGGUGGUGGAAAGAAGUAUAUCGGCUCUGCCUUUCCGGCAACACCUCAGAACUAAAGCUGCCAUCUAAUAAAACAUAAGCAACACAAAGAAGGAUGUUUGUGU